GUGAGGUGAUUUUAGACCCUGCCACGGCCCAGAGGAACCUGGUUGUGUCCGAAGACGGCCGCCAGGUGAGAUACGAAGAGCGUAAGACCUCCCACAGCGAGGGUCCCAAGCGCUUCAGCCCCGCCCUCUUCGUCCUGGGUCGAGAAGGCCUCACCUCCGGGCGCCACUACUGGGAGGUGGACAUGGGGCACAAGACGGCCUGGACGCUCGGCAUGGCUGGCACCUCGGCCCGACGCAAGGGGGAGAUCAAGCUGAGUCCCGAGGGGGGGUUCUGGUGCCUGUGGCUGAAGAACGGGGAGGUGAAGGCUUUGGCUUCGUCCCGCCUCCCUCUGCUGCUGCCGUCCCAGCCCAGUAAGGUGGGAAUCUUCCUGGAUUACGAAGGGGGCCAGAUUUGCUUCUACGACGUGAAGGCGCGUCUGCAUCUCUACACGUUCGUAGAUACCUUCAACGAGAGUCUGUACCCAAUCUUCAGCCCCUGCCUCACCCAGGAGGGGAAGAACUCUGCGCCUCUCAUGAUAAGCUCUGUUAAACACACCUGAGAUCAAUUCAACAGGUUAAGUGCCCAUACUUUUUAUCUAAUCUAAUCAGAUCAUUUUGCCAUUUAUUUGGUCUUUGAACAUCAUUUGUCUUCUUCUUAACAAGCCAACCCUAAAACAGUUGUACUGUCAUCUUAAUAACAAAGCCUCAAAGCAAGACAUUUUUCAUGUCAAAACUACCCAGUACAACAUGUUCUCAUAGUAUGUGCACGUUAUUGCAUUAGUUUAAGCUAUAUCAGGCUCAAUACAGAUAUUUUAAGGGACAAUGACUAACAGAGUGACUGUUUCAAAGUAAUACAACCAAAGCAUUGUGAAUGUUUGGUGUGUUUGGAUCCCGGGAAACCAAAAUGUAAGAGAUGUAUUUACAAUUUGGUUAUUUAAAAGUUACAAAUUGUUGCCUCAUCCUGUAUACCUUUAUCUUAAAGUGGACCUAUUAUGCUAUAUUUGAAACAUAUAUUGUAGGGCCAUACCUAUGCAAAACAUGUCUGUGAAGUUUUUUGCUUAAAAUACCAAACAGAUCACCCGUUGUAGCCAUGCCUCAUACUGCUCAUACCCCUCUAUUCCAGCCCUGUUCCAAAAGGGCUGAUUCUGCUUUAAAUGGAACGGCUGCUGCUAGCUACGUCCCUUUGUAGCGUCACGCAGCUUUCCCCUGCUAAGAGUUUUCUACCGGGAGAAACUCAGCUAAACGCUGCAGUGAUUAAAUGCCAUAUUAUGCUCCCAACCACUUGAAGCAUUAUUUCUGAAACAGUAUGGAGCUCAAACGUUUCUCUCUCGCAGGGUUUACCGCAAGGACAUCAUGUUACACAUAUUCUCUCCAGUGGCCUACAGCGUUAGCGUUAGCAUGCUUGCUAAUUUAAACAGAAGAUAUUACUCCCAAAACACGCCGCGCAUUGUUUCUGAUACAGCACAUAGCUUGACAUGUUCUUUCUUAAGGGUUUACCGCUAGAACAGGGCCAUUAUAUGUAUUAUAUAUAACAACUUUACUCUAAGUGCCUCCUGCAGACAUCCUGCUGAAUACACAGACACACAGCUGCGAGAGGGGAUUCAGCUAGACGACCGUAUACGGAGACGAUAGGUUGGGACGUGUCAUGUGUGCCGGAGACGAUAGGUUGGGACAUGUCACGUGUGCCGGACGUCGCCAAUGACGUAAUAGGAGCCAAAAUCCUGGAUCUGCUUGUUUGCAGAUUUUUUUUGCACAUACUGAAACUGUAGGACUCUGUAUGACAAUGGUUGUUUUUAAACAUGUUCCGAAAUUGAAACCGUUCUGUAUUUUGAUAUCAAAUGUCUGCUUUUGUACCCUUUUUCCUAACUUUCUAAUAAAGAUGAUCAAUCACAAAUAA
Molecule: messenger RNA, 1876 nt
Organism: Gymnodraco acuticeps
Lineage: Eukaryota; Metazoa; Chordata; Actinopteri; Perciformes; Bathydraconidae
Product: E3 ubiquitin-protein ligase TRIM39-like
Molecular function (GO): zinc ion binding; protein binding
Source: RefSeq, a predicted model, not a curated record